Messenger RNA from Astyanax mexicanus (Mexican tetra), 1882 nucleotides. Its product is annotated as zinc finger protein 239. The coding region runs from base 224 to 1285 and encodes 353 amino acids. The transcript has 2 exons. Gene Ontology annotation, biological process: regulation of transcription by RNA polymerase II. Lineage: Eukaryota; Metazoa; Chordata; Actinopteri; Characiformes; Acestrorhamphidae. Gene Ontology annotation, molecular function: DNA-binding transcription factor activity; RNA polymerase II cis-regulatory region sequence-specific DNA binding. The record is from RefSeq and is a predicted model, not a curated record.
ACAGCUGUAAACUAGGGGGCGCUGGUUGUGUAUCAGCGGUUCUCUAAAUCAAUAGAAGAAGAAGAAGAUCCAGACCGCUGUGAGGAACAGGAGCUGAAUCUACUGAAGGAAGGAGUAAACUGCUUUUCCUGCAAGUACCCACUGUGCAACAGAGGUAUAAUAUAUUUCACUAACACAUCAAGAAGACAUUUACCUAUUAAACCUGGAAUUUGAAUAUUGGGAUAUGGAAUCCAUAAAUUCCAGCACUCAUGAAAGUUCUUCUACUCAGUGCAUGGAUGCAUCUGUCAAAAUUGAACAAAACAUUACUGAAGAAGUAGCAUCCUACAUUUGUACAGAGUGUGGAAAGAGUUUUAGAUUUCCCAGUACCUUUAAAAGACACCAGCGGAUUCACACAGGAGAAAAACCAUAUCACUGCUUAGAGUGUGGAAAGAGUUUUAGAGAAACUGAUACCCUCAGUAAACACCAGCGCAUUCACACUGGAGAGAAACCAUUUCACUGUUCAGAAUGUGGAAAGAGAUUUAAUCAACAGAGUCAUCUCCAAAGACACCAAAGCAUUCACAAAGGAGAGAAACCGUAUAAUUGUUCAGAGUGUGGAAAGAGUUUUAGAUACAGUGAUACCCUCCAAAAUCACCAACGCAUUCACACUGGAGAGAAACCAUUUCAGUGCUCAGACUGUGGGAUGAGUUUUAUUGAGAGUGGUGUCCUCAGGAAACAUCAGCGCACUCACACUGGAGAGAAACCGUAUAACUGUUCAGAGUGUGGAAAGAGUUUUGUUCAACAGAGUCAUCUCCGAAGGCAUGAGCGCAUUCACACUGGAGAGAAACCGUAUUUCUGCACAGAGUGUGGGCAGAGUUUUAGAGAGAGUGGUACCCUCAGUAAACAUAUGCGCAUUCACACAGGAGAGAGACCGUUUGACUGUUUAGAGUGUGGACAGAAAUUCAGAGACAGUGGUACCCUCCUUAAACACCAGCGCAUUCACACUGGUGAGAAACCGUAUUUCUGCUCAGACUGUGGACAGAGCUUUCGAGACAGUGGUACUCUUCUUAAACAUCAACGCAUUCACACUGGAGAGAAACCGUUUCCUUGUUCUGACUGUGGACAGAGAUUUAGAGACAGUAGUACCCUCUAUAAACACCAGCGGAUUCACACCCGAGAUAAACCAUUUCACUGCUCAGACUGUGGAAAGAUUUUUAUUGAGAGUAAUGACCUCAAGGAUCACCAGUGCAUGAGAGAAACAAAUGAGAGUUUGUGUUUGGGAGAGAGUAGUUUAUUGGAGAAACCCUAGUCUUUUCUUGUGAGCAAACAGUUACCAAGACAAUUGAUCUGUGUAGUAAAUUGAUGUCUUCACCACAGCAUAACCUUCAACACAAGACAAGACAAGUGUAAUUUAAAAGAAGUAUAAUCAGGAAAUAAUUAGGGGAAAAGGUGUUUCUCUAGGUCGGUAGUUUUAUGCCACAUUAUUAUUCACAAUAAAAUGACUUGGUAAGGAUGUAUAUAUGCUUUUGACCCAUUGUGUUAUUUAACAAAAUAAAUGUGUAUUUAACAAGUGUAAAUGUGACGUUUAGCUUAGUUAAAGAAUACUUACUAAUAUCAAUAACUGUUGUUUGUUUUAGAUGUUUAUAUAUCUCUUCAUAAGGUGAAAUGGACAGUUUGUUGGGUUGGUUAUGAGGUAAUGACUGGCCAGUUUAAAACUUUACAGUUUUUCCUAAUGAAUUUCACAUAAUUUUUACAUCAGCAAUAAUGAACAGAAAAAAAAUAUCAUGAAUGUUUUAAUUUAUCCAGUCAUUACUCUAGAAUUCAUGCCUUGUGUUUCUCUCACAAGAAUUGUAACCAGUGUAAGAAGCGGCCGGGGGUCACUAAUAAAUAUGUAUGUAAGAUUUUU